UGGCAUUCUAUGCAGCUCUGUCGGCUGGGUAAUCACCGAAACAAAAAAAAAUCUCGGUUCAACAGCUAACACCCCGCCCAGCCUUGUUUUUCCUCGCUUUAACAAAAUGAGUAAUGAUUCACAACACCACGAUGCCGACACGGCCGAGUUCUUUAAAGAAUUCGAAACAGAGACUAAACGUGAAUAUGCAAAUUGCAGCGUAACGCAAGCAUUUGACUCCGUGUUUCAAUGUUAUACACUGGGUGCUCAGGCAAUCCACUAUUAUCGCUAUGGUGAAAAGAAAGAUUGUUCUGCUCGUUGGGAAGAUUUCAAGUUCUGUCUGAAAACUAAAACGAAAUCGAAUGAGGAAGCUGAUCGAAUGAUUCGAAGACGAGACCAAGAAAAAGAUUCACAAAAGAAACAGCUUCGGAAUUCGGAAGAAGUAUGGGAAGCACGCGACGUGGGUCACGCUUGAAAACAACAAUCAUGUACUAUACGCAAAAAAAUGCUCUACUACACUAUACCUGUAAAUAUCUUAAUAGAUUUGUUUUUUAUGUGAAUUAACAUUAAUUUAU
This is a messenger RNA of Zychaea mexicana, 554 nucleotides long. RefSeq lists its product as uncharacterized. NCBI's taxonomy places the organism in Eukaryota, Fungi, Mucoromycota, Mucoromycetes, Mucorales, Lichtheimiaceae. The record is from RefSeq and is a predicted model, not a curated record. The transcript is spliced from 3 exons. Bases 107 to 454 code for a protein of 115 amino acids.